CUCUCUUCGGGCUCAUCGUCGCAGAUCUCUCCGUCCUCCAGCUCUUCCGUCCUCGGGUCCAUGUCUCUCUAAUCACCCGCUACUCUCUCUCUCUAAUGUCCGCACGAGCCCCGUUACCUCGUGGGGCUGAAACCGCUGACAGGCACGUGAGCUGGGGACGUCAUCACGAGAGAGGGAAGAAGACAUGGCGGCGGACUCUGUCCUGAAGGUGUUAUUUGAACUUGAAGGAGUGUUCAUCCACCCGAGCAGCGAGGAGGGCGGCAGCGAGCAGGAUUCACUCAUCUCCGGCUGCCUGAGGAUUGUUGACAAGGAUGCUGACGUGCUGGUGGAGUACCGCCCUCUGGAGGACUCGGACCCCUCCAACAUGCUGUGUGCUGGGAAGGACUCCAGUUCAGUGAUGGAGUGGGACCAGUGUUCAGGGGAGAAGCUGUUAGAGACACAGCAGAGCUACGAGACCGAGUGGGACAUGAUCAACGCCGUGUCCUUCAAGAGGAGAAGCGUCACUAACGGAGAGGGCUCUCUGAACCCUGCUCCUUGUCUCCCAGGAUCUUUGAACCCUGCUCCUUGUCUCCCAGGCUCUCUGAACCACAGCUCUGAGAGGAGCAGAUGGGCGUUCAGCUUCUCUCUCAGUGACCUGCGCUGCAUCAGAGUGAAGGAGCAGGGCUGGAGCUUCCUGCUGCUGCAGCUGAGCGAGUCGUGCAGAUCUCCUCCAGCGCUCCACUUCCACCAGGGCGGCAGCAGAGACUUCCUGGAUAGCCUGAGGAGGUUUGCUGUGAUCAGCCAGGCUGCAGGAGAGGAGGUCUGUCUGAUGGUCAGCUCCCCUAACAGAGCUCUGUCUCAGUCCUUCGAGAAUCUGCUGGACGAAAACAACUUUGGUCUCGUUAAUCAGAAGUUCCGGAACGAUCCGUACGUCACCACGCUGGGAGGCUUCUCUAAAGUGACCAACUACAUCUUCGAUGCUUUCCGGGGGACCGAGGAGCAGCACCAGCGCCCCCCGGAGGAGGUGGCCGACCUGCUGGGGGAGGUGAUCCCCGGGCUGGAGAUCAACCAGCAGGAGGAGCCCGGCUUCGAGGUCAUCACCAGGAUGGACCUUGGGGUGCGGCCCCCGGUCUCCAGGAGGGACCCCGUCUCUUCAGAGGAGUGGAGCAGACAUCAGGACGCAGAGGGGAGGAUGAUCAACGUCCCUCUGCUCAAACAGAUCAUCUUUAAAGGG
This is a messenger RNA of Gymnodraco acuticeps, 1213 nucleotides long. Its product is annotated as TBC1 domain family member 15-like. NCBI's taxonomy places the organism in Eukaryota, Metazoa, Chordata, Actinopteri, Perciformes, Bathydraconidae. The record is from RefSeq and is a predicted model, not a curated record. Gene Ontology annotation, molecular function: GTPase activator activity. Gene Ontology annotation, biological process: activation of GTPase activity.